CCCAAAAGAGGAUGAAUUCCCCACACUUGGCUCCUAAAACGAGCAUGGCCAUUCUCUUCCUCUUCCUUCGCCAACAAUCACGACUUCCUACGACAUAAAAUGGGUGUGUAGUUUGGCUAUGGCUGCAGAUCUCUUCUUCGCUUCUCUCGAAGCUCGCUCCUUGAGCUACUCCUGCUGUAACCAACCACUCUUCUGUCCCUUCCGCCUCCCUCCACUGCCUUUUCACACGCUUCGCCUAUCCGCUGCCAAGCCUAAAGUCGGUCACCAGUUCGUUUCCAGAUGCUCGAAUUCCUAUUCGGAAUCCGUUCCUGGAGAUGUCGAUAUCCUUUCAGUAACCGAGUGUUCUGAUGGCAGCAUCAUCUUCCGGUUCGGAAAUGCGAGGGAAAUGGCAAUAAAUAAAGGGGAACAAUCUCAAUCAACCAAUGAAAGUGUUGAGGUUGUUACCCAAGUUGGCGGGAAAGAUUUGGACGAACAAGUCAUGAGCAGUAGUAAUGUAGUUGAUGUUUCUGAUGGAGAGCCUGAAGGAGGAGAGUCUGUCAGCAAGAAAGUUGAUCGUAACUUAAAAGUUAAAUCUCAACCAAAGAAAAAACCAAGACGUAAUACAACCAGAGUAGUUGAAGUUGUUAAAGAGAAAGCUGCCUCUGUUAUCGGUAAUGACACUGAGAUUGAGAAAAGUUCGGUUGAUUCUUCCAAGCAUAUACAUCCUAAAGACGGUUCUAUUGAGCUUGAUAAUGUUGCAACAGUAGAAAAUAGUAGUGUCCCUGAGGGAAUUGGUGAGAGUAUUAGUAAAACUGAGGGUACUACUUUGAAUAUGGUGUCAAAGAUGGAUGUAGUUCCCGUUGUAGAAAAGGUUUCUCCUCCAUUGGCAGCAUCUGCCGUUGAAAGUGAAAUUACUACUCAAUUAGCUUCUUCAGAGUCUGAUUCUAAAACUGAAGUGCCUCAUGGUGUUAAGUUCCAGGAAGAAAAUACUGAUGCUUCUGAGGGAAAUGGCGAGAAAAUUGUUAAAAUUGAGGGCACUACUUUGAAUAUGGUGUCGAAGAUGGAUUUAGUUCCUGAUGUAGAAAAGGUUUCUCCUCCAAGGGCAGCUUCUGCCGUUGAAAGUGAAAUUACUACUCAAUUAGAUUCUUUAGAGUCCAGUUCUAAAAUUGAAGUUCCCCAUGGUAUUAAGUUUCAGGAAGAAAAUAGUGGUGCUUCUGAGGGAAAUGGUGAGGGCACUACUUUGAAUAUGGUGUCAAAGAUGGAUUUAGUUCCUGAUGUAGAAAAUGUUUCUCCUCCAUUGGCAGUUUCUGCUGUUGAAAGUGAAAUUACUACUCAAUUAGCUUCUUCAGAGUCCAGUUCUACAAUUGAAGUCCCCCAUGGUCUUAAGUCCCAGAAAGAAAAUAAUGGUGCUUCUGAGGGAAAUGGUGAGAAUGUUGGUAAAUUUGAGGCUACUAUUUUGAAUAUGGUGUCAAAGAUCGAUUUAGUUCCUGAUGUAGAAAAGGUUUCUCCUCCAUUGGCAGCUUAUGCUGUCGAAAGUGCUAUUACAUCUCAAUUAGCUUCUUUAGAGUCUGCUUCUGAAAGUGAAGUGCCUCACGGUGUUAAGUUCCAGGAAGAAAACACUGGUACUUCUAAUGGAAAUCUUGAAAGUACAGUUAAGAUUGGGGGUACUACUUUGAAUACAGAGUCAAAGAUGGAUUUAGCAAUGAAAGAGGUUUGUGCUGAAGUGGCAGCUUCUGAAAAUAAUAUUGAAAGUGAAGCUACAACUCAAUCUACUUCUUUAGGGACCUGCUCCAAAAUGGACGUACCUCACAGUCUUAAGUUCCAGGAAAGUGGCAAGGAUGAUGCUAGUGAAAACUUUGCAAAUCUACCUGUGUCUUCCAGAGAACAUGGUGAGGAACAUAACAUAAAUGCAUCAAAAAAGUUAGUGAUGGUAGUUGGUGAAGAUAAGCUAAGAUCCACUUUGUCUGAGGUUGAGUCAAUUCUCAAUGAGGCAACUGUCCAUAAGACAGUGGAAGAAUCUGUUGAUGACGAUGUAGUUAAGAGCUCAAAAAUGUCAGAUGAGGGUGUACCUUUAUCAAGUUUCAAAGAAGAGAUAACUGAAGGUGGCGCAAGAAGUGGUAAUGAAGUUAGAGUGCCAAUGCUUAAAGGAGUAGAAGUACUGUCAGGUGGCACAAUUUUGGAAAGGGAGGAAAUUGCAACAGCAGGAUUUUUCUUAUAUUCUGGUGCUGCUCUAUUGCCAAAUCCCACUAAGGCCUUCGCAGGUGGAGAGGAUGCUUAUUUUAUUGCUUGCCAGAAAUGGCUUGGUGUUGCUGAUGGAGUUGGUCAGUGGUCAUUUGAAGGGAUUAGUGUUGGAUUACAUGCAAAAGAACUUAUGGAAAACUGUGAAAAAAUCGUGUCUGAUAGAAAUGGAGUUCCAAUAACUGACCCAGUAGAGGUCCUUAACAGAGGUGCUGCAAAAACUCAAUCUUGUGGUUCAUCUACAGUUUUGGUUGCUUACUUUGAUGAUUGGGCUCUCCAUGUGGCCUAUAUUGGUGAUUCAGGCUUUAUAAUUAUAAGAAACGGCGCUGUGUUUAAGAGGUCUUCUCCGAUGGUUUAUGAGUUCAAUUUUCCCUUACAGAUUAAAAGAGGAGACAAUCCCUCUGACUUUGUGGAGGUUUACAGAAUUGAUUUGAAUGAAGGUGAUGUAAUUGUCACUGCAAGUGAUGGACUUUUUGAUAAUUUAUAUGAGCAAGAUAUAGCUUCAAUUGUCGUCAAAUCAUUGCAAGAGAGUUUGAGGCCUCAGGAAAUAGCAAAACUCUUGGCAACCAGAGCGCAAGAGGUUGGUCAGUUAUCAUCUGUUAGGAGUCCAUUUGCGGAUGAAGCUCAGGCCGCUGGAUAUGUGGGAUAUAGGGGUGGCAAGCUUGAUGACGUGACUGUUAUUGUGUCAUUGGUGAAAAGGCGAUUCAGCAAUCAUGUACAGUCAUUUUCUCGUGAGGAUAGUCCCUCUGGCUAUGGAAGGAGAUUGCAUUUUGUGCAGAUGAAUUAAAAUUGUGAAUACGCUAUUAAUUAUUUUCUCUUUUGAGUGAAUUUCUCAUAUACUGCCAUCAUCCCUGGUCUCUCAAUAGCUCCAGAUCUUUCUCUGGCUGAAGGAAGGACAAGCAGGAUCCAGUAGCUCUAUCUGACCAACAACUAGCAAACUAUUAGAUAAUAAACAACCUUUCCAGCACAUGCAUUGCCUCGUACCAAAUGUGUUUUGUUACACAAGGCAUCCAUGCAUGUCGGUGUGCCAUCAAUGUGGGUCUUGUGAAGUGAUUGGUUCAUGUCUUUGCAAUUUACCAAAUGGAGUUAAUCAUAUUGUUAGGGAUAAGGUCCUUACACAUCCUUCAUUUCUUUGUAAUUGCUUUCUUGUCGAAGGAGCUAAAGAUAGCCAUUCCUACGGGGCAUGGACUGGUCUGAAUUAAUGUCGUUACUACCUGUUUGCUAAGAUCACAAUUAUUGAACUUUGGUGCCGCUGCACUAAAGGGGGUGAGCACAACUUCUGUUACCCUGGCACCUUCAAUCAGUGCAUCGUAACCAUUGAAAUACAGGCAUAUGGAGACUAACUGCAUCUCUAGAACCAAAAGGCAGAUAUUUUAAGCUGAUAGCAGAGGUUUUUAUUUAAGCAAGUUGGAUAGAGCUUGCUGCCCCGCCGAUCACAUUUGAAAAUAAGUUAUCAGAAGUGAUGUAAGAUAAUUAUCGGAAGCUGGCAUUAAUCUUGGUCUAAGUUACAUUGUAACUUCUUACAGUUUCAUCUCAUUGGGGUCACCCGGAAUCCUUUGAUGGCCCUUUUUGCUUGCAGAAACAAUGAUGAUAUGAUCAUGAAUUCGUGGUAUAUGUUAGCAGGAAAUUUGGUCGAGUUGAAAUAGCAAACAAUACCCAGAUUCCGGGACAAAGCUGAUUUGAGCUAUUUUCCCUUUAGCCAAAUUGAGAACACAUUCUGUAAUCAUAUCAUUAGAGUUCUUGGACUAUUCAAUUUCUUUUACACUUAAUGGAAGAACCUAUU
Theobroma umbraticum is the source of this 4000-nucleotide messenger RNA. RefSeq names its product Protein phosphatase 2C family protein. Lineage: Eukaryota; Viridiplantae; Streptophyta; Magnoliopsida; Malvales; Malvaceae. The record is from RefSeq and is a predicted model, not a curated record. Gene Ontology annotation, molecular function: protein serine/threonine phosphatase activity. Gene Ontology annotation, biological process: protein dephosphorylation. Gene Ontology annotation, cellular component: chloroplast.